CCCGCUCUCCCGGCCUCGCUCGCGCGCUGGGGUAAAGAUGGAGGAGUACGCGCGGGAGCCGUGCCCCUGGCGAAUCGUGGAUGACUGUGGCGGCGCCUUCACCAUGGGCACCAUCGGGGGCGGUGUCUUCCAGGCCGUCAAGGGCUUCCGCAACUCUCCCGUGGGCGUGAACCACAGACUGCGAGGGAGUUUGACAGCCAUCAAAACCCGGGCCCCGCAGCUGGGAGGGAGCUUUGCCGUCUGGGGAGGCCUGUUCUCUAUGAUCGACUGCAGCCUGGUUCAGGUCCGUGGGAAGGAGGACCCUUGGAACUCCAUCACGAGUGGGGCCCUCACGGGAGCCAUCCUGGCCGCCAGAAAUGGACCGGUGGCCAUGGUCGGCUCGGCCGCGAUGGGCGGCAUCCUCCUGGCGCUAAUCGAAGGGGCCGGCAUCUUGCUGACGAGGUUUGCCUCUGCGCAGUUCCCCAAUGGUCCUCAGUUUGCCGAAGACCCCUCGCAGCUCCCUCCAGCCCAGCUGCCAGCCUCGCCUUUCGGAGACUACCGGCAGUACCAGUAGGGCGUCCCCGGCAGGGCGCGCGGGAGUCGGGAGCGCGGACCAUCGCGCUGCAGGCUGUUUCUAAGCCAUCGGUGGGACAGCUGUGGCCGCACGGGCUGCCAAGAGACAUUAGCACUUUUUCUAUUUAAAGGAGCGUGGGGCGGGGGUCUCGAAAGAGAAUCCACUUAUUUAUUCGCCUGUGGGUUGCAUUUACGAUCAGAGCAAAUGGCACCGUCUUGAAGGAAAACGGCCGGUGCCGAGAAGACGGGGGACCGCAGGCCGACAGCGGAGACCGGCCGUCCUUGCUCGGGGCUGCCGCCCGGCUGUGUGUUCUGCUAGUCAAACAAUAAAACUCCUGGAGCCUGCUCCUUCUCUUAAGAUAA
Molecule: messenger RNA, 915 nt
Organism: Pteronotus mesoamericanus
Lineage: Eukaryota; Metazoa; Chordata; Mammalia; Chiroptera; Mormoopidae
Gene: TIMM17A
Product: translocase of inner mitochondrial membrane 17A
Exons: 6
Coding region: 38-553 (171 amino acids)
Biological process (GO): protein import into mitochondrial matrix
Cellular component (GO): mitochondrial inner membrane; TIM23 mitochondrial import inner membrane translocase complex
Molecular function (GO): transmembrane protein transporter activity
Source: RefSeq, a predicted model, not a curated record